AUGGACAGUCUCUUUCAGGUUUUUUUUCUACUUUUUCUUCCAACAGCUGCUCCAGAAGGCUCUCACUCUUUAUGGUUGCUUGCAACUUACAUUAAAGGACAAACGCCAUUUCCUGAAUUUAGCUAUGUUGCGAUGCUGGAUGAUGUCAGAGUUUUGUAUUAUAAUGGUGAAACGAAAACUCUCCAUCCAAGAGGAAAUACAACAGCUGAAGACGAUGUGUUUGAUUCAAAUGUUCUCCUCAUAAUAAGUGACAACAUACAGUCCUCUUUUAUUGAAAAGGGGGCAGUCGCAACAAAAAAUGUAAACCAAACUGAUGGUGUUCUUGCCCUUCAGAGGCUGGUUGUGUGUGAGCUGAGGGAUGAUGGUGAACCAGGACAAAUGAUCACACGGGAUGCUGUCAGAGAAACCACCACUGAUGAGCUGCUAUAUGUUGAUAAGAAUUUUACAUAUCAGGGUUCUUUAAAUGUCUCAGCCCAAGUGCUGAAUAUUCAUGUUGAAUUUAGCAUGAGGCGUCAUGAAUUUUUAUACCAACCGUUUUGCAUCAAAACACUCAAGGGUUACCUUGAAAAAAGAAGAAAUCAAGUCAAUAGAAAAGUGAAACCCAAAGUCAGGCUCCUCCAGAAACAACUAUCUUCUGGGUUUCGUGUGAGUUGUUUGGCAACAGGAUUUUACCCUCGUCACAUCAACCUGACCCUGUUCAGAGAGGGGCAGCCUGUAGCUGAUCAUGAGAUCACUGGAGGAGAUCUGCUGCCCAAUGCUGACGGGAUGUACCAGAUGAGGAAGAGUCUGGAGAUCAACAGAGCAGAAAAACACACGUACACCUGCUCUGUCACACACCUCAGUCUGGACAACAAACUGGAUGUCACUCUGGAGUUUGAUCACGGGGAACCAUUUAAAUCAGUGAUUCCUUCAGUUCUGAUGGUUUUGGCUCUGAUGUUGGUAUUUGGAGUGGCAGCUGCUAUAGCUGCAUGGAAAAGACAACGUGCAGAUUCAGUUAAAAGUGGUUAUUCUACUGCUUCAACAUCUGAAGAAAGCAUGGACACAAAAUCUGAACUGAUGUGA
This is a messenger RNA of Sinocyclocheilus grahami, 1062 nucleotides long. RefSeq names its product major histocompatibility complex class I-related gene protein-like. The record is from RefSeq and is a predicted model, not a curated record. Bases 1 to 1062 code for a protein of 353 amino acids. The transcript is spliced from 7 exons. Gene Ontology annotation, biological process: immune response. Gene Ontology annotation, cellular component: external side of plasma membrane. NCBI's taxonomy places the organism in Eukaryota, Metazoa, Chordata, Actinopteri, Cypriniformes, Cyprinidae.